AUCGGUGCACUCCCACGUUAUUUUUCAGAUUCUAAACAAGUCAGAGGAAAUUGGUCAUAAUUAAUGUUUUAUUUAAGCUCCCUUUUCUGUAGAUUGUGUUCGCUUGUAUGAUCACUCGUUUUUCAAACCUCAACAUUUUGAUUUGCAGUUUUACCGCAUUGAGGCUAAGGGUGUCGUGUGAUCCUCACCAUGUUUCGUCUCAGCUUUUCUCAUGAACUAAUUUUGAUCGUUCGGUAACUCUGUUCACUGGAACACUGGUAGUAAAACACUGUAAAGAAUGUGGAAAAAUCCUCGCUUUCUUCUCCACUCCUGCAGGAGUAAUUUGCAUCAGCUAUGGAGACGAUCAUUUCUAUCUGACUCGUACAGCUGCCAAGAAAUCUGGGACAAACGCAUGACAUCUCCAGAAUUUAAGUCUAUAAAAGUAGCUAACCUUCAUUAUGAAUUAGAUUUGCAGUUUUCUCACUUUGCCAAAGCACCACCUGUAGAAGUAGAUAUGUUAGUGAACUUGGUCCGGAGCGAAGACUCGAUGGAUGAAGUACAGGAUAUACUUCACAAGUUCAGACUUAGUCCUGAGACUAUUGAUACUCUUCCCUCUACUCAUCAUGGUGUAAUCAGGUAUUACCUGGAAGUGGAUCAUAUCAAGUCUCUCAUAAACAUUUUAGAUGACCGUUUAAGCUAUGGUAUUUUCCCAGAUGAUUACCUGAAUAACUUUUUAAUGGACACGUUCCUCAAGCGCAAAUUGUACCUUGAAGCAGCCAAAGUUGCCACUAACCAGGCUUUGCAAGAAACAUAUGAUCAUCCUAUUUCAAAAUAUAUGGGAAUCUACUCAUGUUUAAAGUACCUUAAUGAGCCAUCUGACUGGCAUGUCCAUGACCCUGUGCCAGAACCAGAACCUGAAGAUGAUGUUAAAGUCAAGGUCCGUUUUCUGAUCAACCCAUAUUUUGAUGAUCACUUUGACCUGCGACAGCCUGGUGACUUAAUAGGCAAAACGUUUAUUUUCAUUGGGAAAGGUUUGAAGGAUCCAGUUGGAAAUUCACUGAUUCUGUAUGGCUUAGUGAUGAGAAAGAAGCUGGAGAAAGCAAAGGGUUUUGCUGACACCUUGGCCUCUGGGAAAGAAAAAGUCUGUGGUGAUGUCUUGACACUCGUCGGUGAAGCAUUAAAUGUUGAGAUAGCAGAGGCUGAAAAAGAGGAGUUUGAGAAGAAGAAAAGUGAUUUGCUAGAGUCUCUAAAAAAAAUCGAAAAUCAGACUGUUCCUGAGACUUUAAUAUCACUUGUUGAAGGGAGACUGAAAGAUGCCGUUUCUAAGCAUGAAAUGAAUGAUAUCCAAAACCAAUGCAAAUUGUAUGACCAAUGGGAGAAGGACCGUGUGCACCUGUACCUUGAACUGCUAGAACAACGAGAUCGUGAGCGACGUUUGGCCGAAGUCAACAACAAACUUCGUGAGCUGGAGGAAAAAGAGGAGGAGUUGUACUACUUCCAGAUGAAAGACAAGAUGGAAAUUCAGAUGGAAGAGAAACUCAAGGAAAUCCGGAAACGUGAAGAAAAGCUGCAAGCAAUCAGGAAGGCAGAGGCUGAGGAAUAUAUUCCUCCAGAAAUGCCACGCACUAUAGGAACUCCAAACGAAGCUCCCAAACAGCUGACAUAAGUAUUGUAAAAUUGUGAGGCUCUUUUGUACUUUUUUUGUAAUUAAAGUUGUUCCGUUUGAAUUUA
Messenger RNA from Bemisia tabaci, 1710 nucleotides. RefSeq lists its product as uncharacterized. Lineage: Eukaryota; Metazoa; Arthropoda; Insecta; Hemiptera; Aleyrodidae. The record is from RefSeq and is a predicted model, not a curated record. Gene Ontology annotation, cellular component: mitochondrion.